AGUCUGAAAUAGGCUUAACCAAUAAAAGGCGAUGCUUCUCGCUCAAUAUUUUGUUGUCGCAUCCUUCUAAAAAAAUCUAUUUUUAAUUUAAUGGUUUCCCAUUGAAAUACGUGCGUAAACAUUAGUGCGUUAUGUCGGUUGGCCUCCGCGGAGUAUCUUCGUCCUCAGAGACCAUGUCCGAGAGCACGUUAGAGAGAAACCGAGCUGAAAAGGCUCUGAUAACAAAAACUCCAACGCAUACGUUACUCAAAAGUAAUAUUAAAAAUUAUUCGGACAGGAACGGGAACGAUGUCACGGAAACCGUACACAGAGGGAGGAAAACCUUCGCAUUUUGGACUCUCGUUUGUCUUUUAUUCGUAUUGGCUAUCGGGAACUUAAUUCUGACAUUCACGAUACUAGCCGUCUUGAGAUUGGGACAAGGUCUAGAGAGCAUGGAGUUUCUUCCGGAACACAAUGCUAUAAAGUUCUUUGGUAAAACCAACUUGGAGAAUGUAUAUAAGAGAGACGGUUUGAUUGAGAGCUUCAGUGAUACACCCAUGAGCAUAACCAGCGAGAAUGGCUCUGUUCUAUUCAAUCUACAGACUAGACUAUCACGAUCGGACACGAAACUGCUAAUGAAUUCGUCCGGGGUCUUCAUCCGCGGCGUGAACUCGUUGGAGCUGAUCAGCCUCGACUCCGGGGAGGCUGCGUUCAGCACAGCAUCCCCCGAGAUCAAUAUACACGAGCCGAUCAACAAUUUGCAGGCGAAACAAAUAUCGACUAAGCGCGUCACCUCGCCGAUAGACCAAGACCUGAUAUUGCGUUCGGAGUCAUCAGCCCACCUCCGCGGAGCCGAGGGGACGCACAUGGAGUCCAAGAAACUCCACUGGAGCGCCGACCAGGACGUGUACUUGAGGUCAAUUAACGGCUCUGUGAUCCUAAGCGGCAAGGAGGGAGUCUAUGUCGACGUCAGAUAUUUGCCGAUAGCAAUGCCUCUGAACAGAACUGAUAAACUUCAGGGGGUAGGUCAGUUCAAGGUAUGCGUCUGCAUGCCCCAAGGGAAGCUUUUCAGGGUAGCAGUGCCGAAUGGCCAGAAGACCCUAUGCUCCCACGUUAAUAUGACAGGGGAUCUGAAUCCGUGCCUGUAAGGGCUUUGAUCGCUGUGGCUAAAUGAAGAUUUCGGGUCAUACAGUAAAAGCUUCUUUACUAGAGAUGAAACGGGUAUACGGUAACUAUACGGUAUCCGGCCAUGUUUUCACUAUCCGGCCGGAUGCCGAUUUACUAUCCGGUAUCCAGCCGGAGUUAUAGUAAAAUUUUAAAAAUAGGUUAUGGACAACGUUUGUUUUUAUAAUCGCACGUCAAAAGUGAUUGUUUUAUUAAUUAGUUUAUUUAUUAAUCAAAAUUAACAAGUGGCAAAUUGUGGUAGAAUGAAUAUCAAAUUGUUGUCGUACCGAGUCGUCGCGGUCUCCGCUCACGUGCGAUAACACCCGAACGCGCACGAAUAUCUCCGAAAGGGCCAAAUAUUCGGCCAAACCACUAUCCUUUUCAUCUCUACUCUUUACAUAGAUAAUACACAUAAAUUAGUUAUAGAUAAGCAAAGUCAAGCACUCGACAAAAAUGUUUACGGGCGUCGGCCACUAGAUGGCUUCGCUUCGAUUAGUUUCUCAUUGCCCCUGUAAAUGGCAGCAACAAAUAACCUAUCCUAUAUUUUGUUUUUAAUGAAGGUGUGUGUAAAUUUUCAAAAACCACAAAUUGUUAAAAUUUAAUUGAUUUGUCUAUAACAAAUAAAGACUUGUAUGAUUUUGUUUUUAUUUUUUUAUUUUCUGUGUUUAGUUGUACAAUAAUUAAAUUCCUUAACUUUAACAACAUAUAAGUUUAGGGGCAUCCGCUACAAGAUGUCGCUAGUUUCCAUACAAAAAAAUAUUUGUCUUAAAGUAUCGCAGUUUCAGAGCCCUGACUGUUUAUUCGUGCGUUAUAUUAAUUAUGUUUUCGUGAAUACGCAGCGGAUAUAGAAAAACAUAUAAAUGUGGAUUUGUAAUUUAUGUAUAUGGGAUCUUAAGGGAUACUUUCCGUACGUGAUAAAAUAAAAACAUACUUUAGGCGUAGUUGUAAUAAGGUCUAUUUUACUGUUACGCUUUUAUUAACUACAGAAGUAUGCUAGUAUUUAACGGAAUCUGUGAACAUGAUUUUGACCCCCUUCAAAACGUCGGAUUAAUUCGAAAUUUGGUAUACUUAUUAAGGACCGAUGACAAUUCAAUAUUUAAAAAAAAAUUGGAAAGCUUGAAAUUCAACUAAAAAAUGAAAAAUAAACAAUAGUUUAAAAAAAACUACCAAAUUUUCUUACACUAUAUUUAAAUUUAUUUAUUUAUUUAUUUAUGUACACACAGAAAACAAGACACAGUACAGAGUAAUAGGAAAAUUAUGUACAAAGGCACUGCUUAUUUCUUUGAGAAAUCUCUUCCAGCAGACCUGCGAGAGGAUAAUGAGAAUAAUAAAUAAAUUCAAAUGUAUGAAAAUUUAUUUUCUAUUUUUAGUUGGAUUUUCUAUAAAAAAAAACGUAUUUUAUUAGUUUUUUUAAACUAUUAUUUAUUAUCAAUGUGUAUAUGGGCGCAAACGCCACUGUUGGCAAUAAUUAACAUAAUAAUAUAUAGUUUAGUUUAUUAUAUGUUAAUAUUUAUUUAUUAUUAGCAACAAAACUGUUGUUCUACCAUAUUUAAUAAUUAGCAGACACUGUUUUGAUGUGAAAAUGUUCAGAAUUGUUUAAUGUUUAUAUUAUUGUUUAAAAACACUAAUAACUGUAUAAAUGAUUAAAUAUGAAUAAAGCAUAAAUAUUAAUAAUAAUUUAUAUUAUAAUUAACAGUACUAAUAAUUUAAUAAAGUAUUGUAAUUGUUAUGCAAUGAUGUUGUUGGCGCCAUCUAUUAUUAGGCUGGAUAAUAACAAUGUUAGUUAAUAUUACUUAAAAGUAAUUCAUGUAAAUUAAAUUAAAUGUGAGUCAUGUAAAAUCACUAAAAUAUGUAUUUUGAAUAUUAAGCUAUGUUUUGUGAAUUGUUUCGCAGUAAUUACAUUUGUUUGUAUAAAAGAAGUUGUAGUUGCUAUAACCAACACAAAAUGGCUAAUUGUGUAAAAACCACUGAAUAACUCAGGCGUAGCUUUUUGUUGUAAACAAGUAAUGUUAAAGUUUUAUAGAAUUGUAUUGUAUUUUCAUUGUAAAAGAACUUAUGUGUGUAAAUCCUGGCUUAACGCCGACAUGUACGUACCGAUGUAUCGAUAAGAUCGGCGUAUAAAGAAAUCUUUAGUCGCGAAUAUUGGAAUUGGAUCGCUUUUAAUCCGUGACUAGUGGAAACGCGUAUAAGGAGCUUUUACUGUAUGCGAGAUCAUUUCGUAUCGUAUGGCCUCAUCCUAAACAACAAAUGUACUACGCUAGAGAAAUUUUGCUGUCUCUUACGUUUGAAUCGGCGUUACCAAAUAAAUAAAAUGUAUGUUGUAGUUAAAA
Bombyx mori (domestic silkworm) is the source of this 3473-nucleotide messenger RNA. RefSeq lists its product as uncharacterized. The transcript has 4 exons. Gene Ontology annotation, biological process: muscle organ development. NCBI's taxonomy places the organism in Eukaryota, Metazoa, Arthropoda, Insecta, Lepidoptera, Bombycidae. The coding region runs from base 132 to 1127 and encodes 331 amino acids. The record is from RefSeq and is a predicted model, not a curated record. Gene Ontology annotation, cellular component: sarcolemma; sarcoglycan complex.